UGCCCUGCGCCUGCAAGAGGGCGCAGCCCAGAGGGGCGUGGCAGCACAUGCAAAUCACGAGGCGGGGGCGGGACCAGCCCUUUGAGGUCUGCCGGGGAAAGAGGCGGUGUUUCACAUGCAAAUCUUUAGACAGGGCGGAGUCAGACUUAAUAAGGACCCAGAAGGCGCGUGGCCGCACUGUUAAAUGAUUAGCUGGGACUGAAGCCAGGCUUGCUGGGAGGGCGGUAAAUCAUUUAGACAGAGGGUGGGACCACACUUGUAAACUGCUACUCCAUGGAGGGGCGGGGACAGGAUCCCCUAGGACACUGGUGGAGGGCGAGGCGCUUGGGCGGAAGUCAGAGUCCAUGAGCGCGGGUGGGCGUGCCUCCCGGGCCAGGGUGUGGUCAGAGCGACCGAGGGCAACGCCACAAUCCGGUCACCGCCCCGGUGUCUAUGGAAGAGGUAGGACAGCCUGAGUCGCCCCCUGAGGCCCCCACCAUGGAGCCCCCUCCGCCACAGGCCUGCCGCUUCUUCCUGGAAGGCCGCUGCCGCUUUGGCGGCCGCUGUCGCCAGCCCCACCCCGGGGCCACGGCCCCCGCGAGGCCUGGCUGCGGGGCGGAGGCGGGGGCCGGGACCAAAAAGCCUCCGCUGCGCACUGCCGCGGCCGUCAUCCAGCGCAUCCGCUGGGACCCGCGCCUAGACCCUGCUGACUUCUCGGUGGGCUACGCCGACCGCUUCCUGGGCGUGCUGGAGGAGCCCUUCAGCUCCUUCUGCUGGGACGAGCCGCUGGCGGCGCUGGGUCCCGGCUCGCUGGCCGUGCCGCAGCACCGCGUGCGGUACUUCCGCUUCCGCGGCCGCAUCGUGUGGGACCGCGCCUCGCGCACUGAUCACGUCUUUGGCUCUGGCUCGGUGGAGGGCCGCGGGCCCACCAUCCUGGACGCACUGGACAGCGGGGACGGGGACGACGUGCUUGGGGAUGGAGAGGCACAUGAGGCCGGAGAUGUGCACAGUGAUGAGGACUCGCACCAGGCCGGAAAUGCACACUGCAGCAGGGACCUGCUCGGGGACGGAAGUGUGCAGGAUGACGACGACGAGCUGAGAACCGGGGAAGAGCAUGAGGUCGAUGCGCCUGGGACCAGGAAUGCACAGGACUGUGUAACUGCCCCCCGUGCUGACGCUGCCCCAGCAGAAGGGUGCAGAGAGCCGGCCGGGACAGGCCACAUAGAGGGGAGCCUGGUGCUGGCAGGGGCGUCUAUGGAUGAUGCCCAGAAGCUGGUUGGAGCCAGAAGCCAGGCUUCGCCACGGAUGGAGCCCAAAAGGGCGGGGAAGCCAGAUGCCAAAGACAAAACCGGAGAGGAGCAGCCCCCCACAGAAGACCUCCUCCAGAUGAAGGAGAGGUGUCAAGUGGAGUGGGGUCCUGGGACCUGGUCCAAAGACAGCAGAGAGGCCACAGUGGCCAGGGCCCUGGCCCCUCGGCAGCCUCGCCCCACGCACUUUGUGGCCCUCAUGGUGACAGACCCCGGGCUGCAGGCAGGGGUGGCCGAGGCCCAGGAAGAACUGGUCCGAAGGACACCAUCCUGUGCUGCUUUCAUGAUUCCCCCCCAGGCCCUGCACGUGACACUGGCCCUGCUGAGGCUGGCGGGCCCGGGGGACACCGCAGUCGCUGUCAGGGCACUCAGGCGUGCGCUCUCAGCCCCGGGACUUCAGGCACCCCCGCAGCUGAGGUUCAGGCAGCCAGUGCUCCUGGGCUCCCAUGUGCUCUGUGCUCUGCCCUCCCCCUCCCUAGAAAACAUGGCCCAAGUGCUGAGCCAGAGGCUGGAGGCGGAGGGGCUCAGAGUGCUACAGCCCCCUGGGGGCCUACACCCCCACCUCACGCUGGCCAAGGUACCCCGGGGCUCCCAGGACCACCUCCCCACACCGGGGUUCAGCCCAGGGCAGGAGCUGGGGAGCCAACUCCUGAGCCAACUCUGGCUGUGCUGCAUGGGGAGGGCAGGGGGCACCUACCAACCCCUGGCUGAGGUGCCCCUGCGGUGACAGUCCCAGACCUCUUGGGCUGACGAGCCCCAAACACCGGGAGGAGAUCCAGUCCCAGCAGGAGAGACAAAGCAUGCUCUCUCUCUCUCUCUCUCUCUUUAAUUUUGGUUUUGCUCAAGCUUCCAAACGUGCUCAGUGCUCCAAGGAAAGAAUGAAGGAGAGGAAGGGGAGGGGAGAGGAAGGGGAGGGAGCAGAGGAGGAGCAUCUGGGAGAAAAGCAGCCUGACAGUCCAGCUGUUUGCAACUCACUGCGCGUCCUCCAGUUACAUGGCAGAAGAGGGAGGGAGGGUGAAAAGAAAAGGGGAGGAAGAGGGAAAAUAACUUAAAUAAACACACACAAAAAGAAAAGAAGGAAACAUGA
Artibeus jamaicensis (Jamaican fruit-eating bat) is the source of this 2373-nucleotide messenger RNA. RefSeq names its product leukocyte receptor cluster member 9 (gene LENG9). The transcript has a single exon. Lineage: Eukaryota; Metazoa; Chordata; Mammalia; Chiroptera; Phyllostomidae. Gene Ontology annotation, molecular function: metal ion binding. Bases 433 to 2013 code for a protein of 526 amino acids. The record is from RefSeq and is a predicted model, not a curated record.